Molecule: messenger RNA, 3759 nt
Organism: Diorhabda carinulata
Lineage: Eukaryota; Metazoa; Arthropoda; Insecta; Coleoptera; Chrysomelidae
Product: equilibrative nucleoside transporter 3-like
Exons: 8
Coding region: 1278-2393 (371 amino acids)
Biological process (GO): nucleoside transmembrane transport
Cellular component (GO): plasma membrane
Molecular function (GO): nucleoside transmembrane transporter activity
Source: RefSeq, a predicted model, not a curated record
GUCGAGUGUAUUUUGAUCUAAGCACGUUCCGGCAUUUAAAUAUUCAUAAAGGCGGUAUGGUGAUACAUGAACCAGUGUUUUGACUCGUGUCUAAUAAAAUUUUGUUGUUAAAAUAAUGCGGAGUCGCGUUUUUCUUGGUUAUAUUUCACGUGAGGAGUGAAUGCCCUCGGACAAAAACUUCUUUGAUAAUUAAGAUAUAUGGAAGAUUUCGUUUUUAGUUUUAUUUCAAAAGUUUUGAAACUUUCUAAACUAACAGUUACGAAAGUCCGCCCUGUAUCAAGAAAUGACAAUAGAAAUUAUGUUAUCGGUUUUUCGAAUCAUCUAGCGAUAUUAUCCAUGAUUUAUUGUAUAUUCCCUUUCAACUUUUGGUAGAUAUUCUAUGUCCAGAUGUACCAAGAACUUGCUUCAAGAUAAUGUUCUACUGGGCUUGGAAUUUCUUGCUAAAGCUCUUGGUAGUUUAUUCCUAUCUAGGGAUAAGGACCGUUUUCCCACUCAUCUUCUUGUCUACAAGUACUCAACGUCGUCCUUAAACAUCAAUCUUUGGCCCAGAAUGACUCUCAGGUGUAUGACCUGGUAAUUCAUUCUUUUGCAAAUGUAGCCAACUCUAGUACACCAUUUUGUUGAUGAUAGCUACCACGAAUACCACUCCUUUUGGUGAUCCAGCCACUCUUUUUCUGUUGUUGCUCCAGUUGAUUUUGUUUCUUGUUAUUUUCACGUUCUUUUCGUGGGUCUUCUCCAUUUAAUGAUGCUUCUUGUCGUCAAGUGGGUCUACAGUUUCCUAAAGUUUCCUAAAGUCCUAAAGUAUUUAGUUUAUCUUGGGGAUGUGGAUAUUAUUUCAGUAGGUAUUUAAAGGGGUCGUAGGUGUUACUAAGUUUGCUUGGUACCUCCCGAGUUUUCGGUUCGGAUGAUGCAAAUUAGACGUAAAUUUCCAUCUUGGUCGUUGAUCUUCCAUAUCCUGGUGUCUUCUGGUCUAAUUCGUCUAGCCUAUUUUCAAUAUUUGUCUUAGUUGCUUCUUAACAUCUCCAUCCAGUCCUUUUGGCUCUUUUUUUAUUUCUAUUUUAACUUUGAUGACUUCUCUUAGUUGUUCACUCUUUUUAUAUUCGUACUUUGUUCUAUUGCUUUAGUGUGACUUAUGUCCAGAUGUGUCAGUUGAUUUUCAAGAUCUACUACAUCGUAAUGGACGAUAUUUGUUGUCCAUAGUUUAAAAACGAAUUAUUUUUCCAUUGAAUUUAUAACUUCGAACUAGCUUAGUAUGUUGUAUUUAUUUCUAGUACUGGAUGUAUAAAUUUCGGAAUAUUACUGUUGAAACAAACGAUCCAAAUCACAGGUCAGUUCUACAAUCGAAUUUCGCUUCGGGGACAAAUGUAGCUAUAUCAAUACCGACAGUGAUAUGCAUGACGCUAGCAGUGAUAUUUGCCUAUAAAAUCAGGGUGAAGAUCAGAAUUUUGGUUUCCCUGUAUAUCCUAGCAAUUUGUUUCGUUGUAUCAACGGCUUUUAUCAAAAUGGAUACGGAUCAUUGGCAAACCGGAUUUUUUGCACUUACCAUGGCAAUUUUAGCGGUAAUGAAUGGAGUCCUUGCGUUAUUCCAAGUAAGCUCCUUAGCGCUUUUGGCGAAGUUUCCUCCAAUUUACAUGAAGACUUUUCUCAUAGGACAAGGAAUCGGCGGCAUUUUUUGUUCGGCUCUCCAAGUUCUUGCACUUUUCAUAGGUACUUCAUCUGAAUCGUCAGCGUUAGUCUACUUCGUCUCCGGAACGCUUCUAACCACUUUAACCUUAAUGCUCUACCACAUCAUCCAUCAACAAACCUAUUAUAGAUCCAUAAUCGAUAACGCUUUAGAAGACACCAAAAAAGAUUUGAUCACGUUCAAAGAAGUCGUGUUUACGUCCCAAAAAAUUUGGUCCAGUUUGGUGAUUGUUAUCGCUGGGGCUCUCGCUUACGUCCCAACCCAUCCAUCUAUAGCCGCGUUGGUUGUAUCGGAAUUUAAGACGAAUUUUACAGAAAGGUACUAUGUAGCUGUAGUGACGUUUUUAUUCAGUGACAUUUGCUGUAUUAUUGGAAGAGUAUUAGCUGCGUCUAUAAACAAGAGGCCUCGUCCUUCUGUACUUGCCCUCCUCUCAGUAAUCAGAAUGAUCGUUUUCGUGCCUCUGUUCAUAUUUUGCAACGCUUAUCCCAGAAAACAUUUGCCUGUACUAUUUCCGCACGACUGGCAAUAUAUUAUUAUACUGGCCAGUUUUAUGAUAUCGAGCGGGUAUUUUUUCAACGUAGCGUUUUUAAAUGUUAUCAGGUUGGCGCCUGAAUGCGAGGAAAACUCUUAUCUAAUAAUGCAGACAGUAAUCGGUAUUGUGGGAGCAGUAUUUUCGCCUCUAGGAGUAUUAUGCGUUAAUUUAUUAUAGGCAAUUAAAUAUGUAGCCAGAUUUUAUAAAAAUCGACUAAAAAUAGGUCCAAACAAAUUGUAGAAAUGUAUAAAUGAAUUCGUGAUUUGUUAGGUUAUGUACACCGCUACACUCACAAUUACACCUUCUAACUAGCGUUUCGGAACCAAGUUAUCCUCUUCAGAUAAAGAAACAAACCACGAUGUAAUUGUGAGUGUGGAUGUAGUGAAGUCUCGAAACGUUGUUAGAUAUAUUUAGAAUGAUUCGUUUUCACGCCUAAAAGAUUUUUUUUAGAUAUUUCUAUGAAUGAAUUGGAAUUUUUAUUGAAAUUUUUUAAUGUGCUGAUGCGGUUCGAAUUAUUAUAAAAUCAUGUUCCUAUAUGUUCUUGAAUUGGUUCAGAAAUUUAUCAGAAACAUUAUUAGAAGUGGAGCUGAUAUAAUAUGGAAAAAAUCAAUAUAUUUUGGUCAGUUUCUCGAGCAUAGCUUGUCAUAGGUCAUAAAUAACACGAACAGUAGUGAUCUUUAUGAUGUCAUAGUGACUAGUGAUUUCAACAUAAAUAAUCGAAAGAUGUCACGUGGCAUGACAUCGAAAUAAAAUUUUUAUGUCAUGGUUGGUUACGGUCUUCUUUUUUCACAAAUAAAUCACUGAUUAAGUUGAGUAACGAUCUAGGUUGAACUUGGGGCGAUCUCUAGAUUUGUGUUUGAAGGAAUAAGGUUUAGUGAAACAACCCACGCUCGACAUACGUGACCAUGGACUAAAAAAAAACAGUUUCUACUACAUGACAACAUGGUUGUCGUUUUUCGUGAUAUUAAAGCAGAGAUAGUGCGCAACGACUAUGCAAAACGACGUACUCACUAUUGCCAACGGUUACCUGGUCGUGAAUCUAACGCACUUUCAUCGUCUAUGAUAGUGCGUUUAAAGGUCAAAUGAAAUUUGGUUGCCAUUACGGUUGGAAACAAUCAAGGUCAGUUUUGUUACCAGACGUGUAAACCGUUCCGAACUGUGGAUGUUUUUGGAUAUAAUUGAGUCUGUAGAGUCGCUUUCCAACUGAUCUAGGGGCCCAAUGAUCAAACAACCUAUUAUAUGAUAGUCUUCUGGCUUUAAUUCUGACACUAGAUGGACAUUAUACGAAUGUAGGACGAGAUAUUUUCACAAAUACAUUUGUAUUUUCUUGACAAACUCGUUUAUUUCUUGUUCAUGGUUGCCUGGAUAUUUUGUACCUUCAAUUUUUUUCAUAUAUUAUGUCAGCUUCUUUAUUUUUAAGUACGAAUAUUUAUACUAUUGAAUUGAUCCCCAUCUUUUUAUCGAAAAUUGAAUGGAUUUCUAUUUAUACUUAUUUAUUUAAGAAAAAUUUGUACAUUUUUAAAUAAAAAUCUACCUUUGGGAA